This is a messenger RNA of Apis cerana (Asiatic honeybee), 2510 nucleotides long. It is a transcript of the gene shop, whose product is annotated as sulfite oxidase. Lineage: Eukaryota; Metazoa; Arthropoda; Insecta; Hymenoptera; Apidae. Gene Ontology annotation, molecular function: molybdenum ion binding; sulfite oxidase activity; molybdopterin cofactor binding. Gene Ontology annotation, cellular component: mitochondrion. The record is from RefSeq and is a predicted model, not a curated record. Gene Ontology annotation, biological process: sulfur compound metabolic process.
UGAUAGUAAAUUCUUAUUCUAUCUUUAUUCUUCUGUUAUUUGCUAUUCUUGCAUCUUAUUCUAGAGAUAGUACUGAUUUCCGAAUUUUUAUCUUAUUUUUUUCUCAUUAUUUGUUUCAUUUGCUUUUAAUAUGUGAAUAUGAUUAUGAAUAUUAAUUGGACACAUUUUCAUUUUUUUUUCAAAAUUAUAUAAUAAAAUUAUAAUGUAAUAAUAUAUCUUAAUCUUUAAUAUAAAAAAUAUAGAUAUAUAUUCUCUUUAAAAAAUAUUUUUAAGAUAAUAAUUUCGCAAAAUAUAAUAUAUUCUAAUAUAUAUUAAAAUAUUGAAAAACAAUACCUGUUUUCACACUUAUAUAAAUUUAAUUAUGUAAAAUAUAAUACAAAAUAUAUUCUACAAAAUAUAUAUAAUAUACAUAAUAUACAUCUACAAAAUAUUUUGUAAUUGAAUAUUUAUUUUAUUAUCUAUUAUCUUGUUUUAUUUGUAAUUUUAUAUUCAUAUUUAGUUUCAAUUUCAAUCGUUAUUAAUAUUAUAUUCUUGUUUUAAGCUGAAUUAAUAACAUUGAGCAUAGUACUUAAAGAAGCAUUUAUCGCGGUAUCUACAUUCUAAAAACUUUUUAAAAAAAAACUAAAACAAAAAUAAUAUGCUCGCAUAAAUUAUUAAUAUAUGAUUUCUUAUUCGGUGUAAAUAUAAUUAUUAUAUCUAUUUUAUUUAAUUUAUGAGGAAAAAUUUCGUUAUUUUAUUCGUUUACAUUAUUCGUAUUCUAUUAUUUUGAUUAGCAAAUAUAAAACUUUUAUACUAUGAUUUUAUAUUUGAAGAUUAUAAAUCAACGAAAAAAUAGAUAUUUGUCAAGUAUUCAAUAUCAUAUCAAAACAUUUAAAAAUUAUCAUAUCAGAGAAUUGCAUAUAAAACAAAACACAUUCAAAAAUAAUUCUUAUGCAAAAUAUACAGCAUAUAUUACUGUUGCUACAUCUAUAUUAGGAUUAUAUUAUUAUAUAUCUUAUAAAAAUAUUUAUGCUUUAAAUGAAAAAUUUAUUCCAUGUGGAGAAUUCAGAAUAGAUUUAAAAACAUACAAUUUAGAAGAAGUAGCCAAACAUGAUAAUAAAGAAAAUCGCAUAUGGGUAACAUUUAAGCAAGGAGUAUAUGAUAUAACAGAUUUUAUUGAAAAACAUCCAGGUGGUUCUUCAAAAAUAUUAAUGGCAGCUGGAAGUUCAAUUGAACCAUUUUGGGUAAUUUUUGCUAAUCAUAACACACAAGAAAUAUAUGAGCUUCUUGAAUCAAUGAGAAUUGGAAAUAUUUCUAAAGAAGAUGCAAUAUUCAAUACAAUUAAUGACAAUGAUCCAUAUUCAAAAGAACCGAUAAGGCAUAAAGUUUUGAAGAUAAAUGGUGAAAAACCUUUUUGCGCUGAACCACCACCAUCUUUAUUGAUUGAAAGUUUUAUUACACCAAUGGAAUUGUUCUAUGUAAGAAAUCAUCUUCCUGUUCCUGAAAUAGAUUUGAAAACUUAUACUUUAGAACUAAUUAUAGAAGAAGUAACAAAAAAGAUUUUGAAAUUUGAAGACAUAAAAAAAUAUCCUAAAUAUACAAUAACAAGUGCUAUAAUGUGUGCAGGAAACAGAAGAUCAGAAAUGACAAAAGAAAAACAAUUAAAAGGACUUAAUUGGGGUAUAGGUGCUGUUGGUAAUGCUACAUGGACUGGUACAAGAUUAUGUGAUAUAUUAAAAGAUUUAAAAAUUAAAGAAGAUGAUUACAAUCAUAUACAGUUUGAAGGAUAUGACUUAGAUCCUUCUGGUACACCAUAUGGUGCAAGUAUACCUAUUAGUAAAGCAAUGGAUUCCAGAGCAGAUAUAAUUUUAGCUUAUGAAAUGAAUGAACAACCUAUACCAAGAGAUCAUGGAUUUCCCAUUAGAGUAAUUGUUCCAGGUGUUGUCGGAGCCAGGAAUGUAAAAUGGCUUGCUAAAAUAAUAGUUUCAAAAAAAGAAAGUCAAUCACAAUGGCAACAAAAUGACUAUAAAGUCUUUUCUCCCAAUACUGAUUGGGAUAAUGUAGAUUUUUCUAAGGCACCUGCUAUACAAGAAAUGCCUGUAAUUUCUGCAAUUUGCAAACCAGAACAAUCUGAAAUAAUUAAAGUAAUAAAUGGAAAAAUAAAUGUGAAAGGAUAUGCAUGGUCAGGAGGAGGUCGGAAAAUUAUUCGAGUUGAUGUAACAAAUGAUCAAGGUGAAACUUGGUAUACAGCUAAUUUAGAUGCUGAGGAUAAUAAUGCUAAAGUAGGUCGAUAUUGGAGCUGGACAUUAUGGAGUAUAGAUCUCCCUGUCAAGAAAGAAUUAAAAGAAAUGGAGAUAUGGACAAAAGCUGUAGAUGCAUCAUACAAUGUCCAACCAGAAAAUAUCAAAAAUAUUUGGAAUCUACGAGGUUUUCUUUGUAAUGCAUAUCACAAAAUUAAAGUUAAAUUAGAACAUUAAUAUUUCAACAUUAAUAUUCUUUUACAUAAUAAAAAAUAAAUAUUACUUAAAUAA